Messenger RNA from Brassica napus (rape), 429 nucleotides. RefSeq lists its product as uncharacterized. The transcript has a single exon. Bases 1 to 429 code for a protein of 142 amino acids. The record is from RefSeq and is a predicted model, not a curated record. NCBI's taxonomy places the organism in Eukaryota, Viridiplantae, Streptophyta, Magnoliopsida, Brassicales, Brassicaceae.
AUGUCUGAUUGUGCGCCAAUGCCGACGCCCCUUCCGAUGCAGCUAGACAAAGUCACUGGCCAUGAUCAACUUUUCUCGGAACCAACUUACUUUCGCAGUCUUGCAGGCAAGCUUCAGUACUUGACCUUGACAAGACCGGACAUCCAGUUUGCUGUUAACUAUGUAUGCCAGAAGAUGCAUGCUCCGACGGUUGCAGACUUCUCCAACCUCAAGCGCAUUAUUCGUUACUUGAAAGGCACGUAUCGAUAUGGAUUGAACAUAAAUGCAAAGACCGGCUUUCUCCUCUAUGGCUUCAGUGAUAGUGAUUGGGCUGGAUGUCGUGAGACUAGACGUUCUACUAGUGGCCUGUGUACGUUCCUCGGUUCAAACAUCAUCUCCUGGUCCGCUAAAAGGCAUCCUACUGUGUCGAGGUCUUCAACAGAAGCUUAG